This is a messenger RNA of Symbiodinium necroappetens, 1585 nucleotides long. NCBI's taxonomy places the organism in Eukaryota, Dinophyceae, Suessiales, Symbiodiniaceae. The record is from the annotation of a GenBank genome assembly.
GAAAUCGCCUUGAAGAUCGUUGCGUUCGGAGCGCGUGAAUUCUUCCGUGGAAAGGACCGCUACUGGAAUGUGUUCGACUUCGUCAUCGUUUCAGUGUCAAUCGGUGAGACGCUGAUCGAGAUGCUGAUUCUCACGUCCUCGAGCGUGGACUCUGCACAUUUGCGAGUGCUUCGUUUCUUACGGGUAGCCCGAGCAUUGCGCAGCAUACGCGUGAUGCGGCUGGUUCACUACAUCGGUGCUUUGCGGACUCUGGUGUUCUCAAUCGUGAGCACAAUGGGCAGCCUUUUAUGGACUAUGCUACUGCUGGUCAUGAUCUUUUACUUGUUUGGUGUAAUCCUGGCACAGAUUGCCACAGACAAUUGCCGUACGCUGCAGCAAACCGCCACGGGCGACAUCAACGCCGUACCGGUGUGCGAAGGCGCUCUCUACGUGCACUGGAGGACCGUGCCGGUGAGCAUGCUGACACUCUUCAUGGCUGUUAGUGGCGGACUGAGCUGGACCGAGGCGCUGCAGCCCUUGCAACAGUUCUCGCCCUUCGGAGUCGCAUGUGUGAUCAUAUACAUCGUAAUCACGGUUUUCGCGGUCCUCAAUGUCGUGACAGGCGUGUUCUGCAACACCGCAAUUGAGAGUGCUCACGCGGACAAAGAUAUCGCGAUCAUGAAGCAGAUGAACAAGAGAAAUGCACAGAUCGAAGCACUGCGGCAUGUCUUUGGAGAGAUCGACCGAGACCGUUCGAACAAGGUCAGCAUUCAGGAGCUCAAGGACGCGAUGGACACUCAAAAGCUGUCCAGUUUCAUGGAAUCUCUCGGCAUCUCAACAGAGGACGUUUGGACACUAUUCAUGGUCAUCGACUCUGACGAAAGCGGUGAGAUCACCCUCGACGAAUUCGUUGGUGGCUGCAUGACGCUCAAUGGGCCUGCGCGGAGUCUUCAUCUUGCACGCAUGAGCCACGAAAACAAGGUCACUCGACAGGAGAUCAAGCAGCUUAGUGCCCAAAUGGCUGGACUAAUGAACUUCCUUGGCGUGGAUCGGGCUGCCUCCGCAAAAAGUGGGUGCGACAUAACUAAGUUGCAGCUUACCGAUGUGGACUGGUUUGAGGCCAUUGGCUCCGCCACCAACGGUGGCGGCUUUGCCAACGUCCUACGCGCCGCACCAGGGCCCCAGAGCUCUGGAAGCUGUGCUCUUGGCAGUCGCCUCCGGGAGGCCUUGAGCAACAACCUGGUGCCCUUGGUGCUGGCGGAAAGUUCUUCAGCAUCAUCGGCACUGGAAAGUUUCCUAGCAUCAGGUGCUGUCGACGAUCCUGCCGUGCAAUGUGUCAGCCUGCGACUUUGCGCUCUGGAGCAGAAGCGGCAGCGUGACUUCAAGCGAUUCUUCCGGAAUGCACUGAAGUCUGCGAUCUUGUCAGGAAGCUUCUUCACGCUACCAGUCGAGGACUUCUUCGACGAUGAAGUUGACAAACAUGGUGCUAGAGAGUUGGCAAACAAGCUCGUCUUCGAAGAUGACGAUGGGGCUGCUGGCAUUGCCGAGGAUGCAUGGCUUCAGCGCGCAGCAUCCAUGCAGAACCUGGAGGCUCUUUUGAAGAAAG